UUGAAGAGUUAGUCGCUUCCCGUUUAUCAAACUGGGUCAAAGAUAGGAGUUCUACUAUCAGUUUGGAGCCGUAACUUUAAAUUGACAGACAUAAUGACAAGAAGGGCACUUUUUUAUCAGAUAUAGCAGCUCAUGUUUAGUUUACAGAGGAUGAAAAAUGGCCACGAACAGCAAAUUUCCACUUGGGCUUCCUGCGUCAUCCCCAGAAGGCGGUCGCGAACACUUCCUCACUUGUCCCCUCUGCCAGAUUUGCCUGGACGAUUUUGAAGAUCCGCGAAUGCUACCAUGUUUCCACACCUUCUGUUUCAAGUGUAUAUCGAGUUAUGCAAAGAAUAAUGGCGGCAAGUCAAGUUUCCUAUGCCCUGUUUGCCACGAAAAAGUCCCGGUGCCACACGGGGGAAUGAAGAAACUUCGCAAGAACUUUUUGUUAAAGAACGUGACAGACUACGUACCAGAGAGGCUCGACCCAAACCACCUGCCAUGCCAUCUAUGUUGUCAGCACAGGUGUCAUAAAUGCCACAAAGUUAUGACCCCAGUGAAUCACAUAGCAACUGACCUCCCCUCUGCCGCCUCUAACGGCAGUCUAUCUCCAGUGAGGAAGCCAGCUAGUAGUCCCACACCUACCAGUACCAACGGAUGCAGAGAACAUGCUGCUGCUAGUGCAGACAAAGCAGCUGACGAACACAAGGAUAAGAUGAAGAGUUUAGCAGAUCAGAUACAAGGGAACAUUCCCUCGGUUCAGCUCCAGCUGGACACGGCGUCCAGCCAGACAGGCGUUGUAGACCUCAGCCAACAAAAGCACAGCAUUCUGGUCCCAGACAUUGAGGCUCACACCAAAAAACUGCACAGCAUUGUGGAAGAGCAUACCAAGAAUCUUGUGGCAAGAGUCAACUCCAUCUACGACACCGAGACUGAGAUGCUGAAUAAGAUGCAGGACAAGAUAGAUGCCCAUAAAGCCAAUGUUGACCAUGUCGUCCAGUAUGCUGAGAUAUUGACGAAGUUUGGCUCUGACUCCGAAAUCAUCCAACAAAAGCCAAUGCUUGAGAACAGAAUGAAGGAACUGAUGGAGGAUGAAGUGUGCCAGCCAGACUAUAUGGACAAGUGUCGGUAUAAUGCUAAAGAACUCUCAGAGAAGGCAAUAGACGAUGCAUUUGAGGAUAUCACCAGGAAGCUUGCAGCAGUGAAGUAUUCCCCACCCAUGAAGAGAAGGCAGUUGGAGUUUGAAAUCAAUGAGAUCAAUCCACACCUGUUUCCCAUGGAGAUCAUCGUUCCCUUUCGAGUUCCGUCAACACGCACCGUUGUUGUGAAAGAACUGCCAUGUCAGACAAUCAACACAGCACUUUUCAAUGAUCGUUUAGGUUGUGAGCUGGAUGGUAUCGCAGUGGAUCCCAACAACGAUGACAUAUACGUGGUGGAUCGCAUCAACAGUUGUGUGAAGCUCUUCACAGCCAGUGGCCAAUACAAACUGCAGAUAAAUCUGAGGGCAGCCAUCCCCUACCCGAGUAGAAUUGCAGUGGUUGAGAAUGGGAACAUUGCCGUUGGCUGCUGCAGCACCCUUGUUGGUCUCCCUUGUGAAAUUAGAAUUCUUUCUGUACCCGCUGCCAAGAACGAACUGUCCAUCGCAAUGAGCAAUAUCAGAGACUUUAAACAGGGUCGAAGGGGGCUGUUCCUUGUGCUGAAAGUGGAUACGGCCAUCAGGAAGAUCUACGUCUUCAAACGAGAGAAGGUAAAAAAAGCAAUGGACAUUCCUCCAGAGAUCAAAGAUCCCUGGGACAUGGGCGUUGACAGAAAAACCGGCAACAUUCUUCUCUCGGACAUGCAGCACUGCGUCUGGAUCCUGGACCAACACGGGGAUAUCCUGUCACACUACGGGGUAAUUGGGAUCAGUGGUUCCACUAACCACAUGCUGUACAGACCAACUGGACUGUGCGCUGACCAACAUGGACACAUCCUGGUGGGGGACUCGCGUAAUGCCAGGAUUGUGAUGCUGACACCCAAGGGAGAGCUGAUGCAUAAUGUUGCCACCAGGGGGAACCUGGCCGGCCCUCUAGCUGUCGCAGUGAACAAGUGGGGCCAGUUGCUGGUGACCGACUGUGAUGGAAAGGCCACGGUGAAAGUGUUUAAAUACCUGAUGUAAAGGACAAUCACUGGUAUUUAAUAUAUAAUAAUAAUUGUACUUGACAAUGCCAUACAAUGACACCAGGCUUUAUAUCUGAAUAGAUGUUAACCCCUUAAAUAAUUAUUUGUUUGAUGUCCAAGACAUUCAUAUGAGUAUUGAUAUAAAGCUUUUUGUUAGAACUUGACAUUUAUCAUUCAUUUUCUCCUUAUAGCAGCAUAUUUGCCUUACACUGAGAGAGAAUUUGUAUUUUGUAUACUUACAUAAUUAUUCAAGAAUUGCAAGUGUGAUCCAUGUGGAAUAUAAUAUUAUGUUUUCCUAGUUUAUGUCAGAGUGCUUUGUAAAUAUUGAUGCCAAGCAAUAUAUAUGUCUUGAACAGAGUGAUGUAUAUAUCUUUAUCAAUAUGUAAUUUACAUCCUUGAAAGUUUUAAAAUGGAAGCCAAUAGCUACUAGUAUAUAUUUAUAUAUUCUCUGCUUAAUAUUUCAUGUUGGAAUGCAUUAAGAUUAUUUAACGAUUAAUUUACAUGUUUGUAAUUUUUAAAAUGGAAGCUAAUAGCUACUAGUAUAUAUUUAUAUAUUCUCUGCUUAAUUUUUCAUGUUGGAGUGCAUUAAGAUUAUUUAACGUCAAAUUGUGAUCUAUUUAUUAAUAAUUUUUAUGUGAAGAUAAUCAGUUUUUUGUGCACUUAGAAAUGUUUAUAUCUAAGAGUGAUAUUUGAGGAUACUGUUAUUAUACAGUUUUGUUUGUAUUUUACUCUCACUGUAAUAACAAAUAUUCUUCUCAUUCUUUCAUGCAAAUGUAUAAUAUAGCAACAAUCACUGUGCCAUUGCAUCACAAUUCUACAUUUAAUAUUACUUGUGCCAUAAAAUUAUUUUUAUACAUUGAUUUUGUUGAUAAUUAAUGUGCUUUCAUUUGAUGAAAACAGCACAGGAAAGAGCCAUUCCAAUAAAGUUGAUUGUCAAAUCCUUAAUGUUAUUUAUUUAUGUUCUGCACUCAGGAUGUUCUAAAUACUGGCACAGAUAGGUGUUUAUUAGUAAAAUUUGUACCUUUGAAGAAAAAUGGUGAAAGUGGAGUGUUAUUAAAGUGCUGUAAAGUGUAACAGUACAUUUUCUUUCCUUUAAUUUGCAUUACACAAAAUGUUCUGCAUUCAAAAUUGGCAAUCUGAGAUUGAGCUAACUCCAUCGAAUUUGAAAUAUUUUAUUACAAUUAUUCAUUCAUUCAUUUAUUUAUUUGUUAUUUACUUGUUUAUUCCUUGCGAAGUUCACCUUUACAAGACAGGCAUGGCAGAUGGGGGAAAAAGCUUUCCUUGGUGUAAUGCCUCAUGCUGGGUUAUUAUUAUCUACACAUGUGGGACACUGUUUCCUACAUUAUGUGGGUUAUCACACAGAUUGUGUCUCAGGUCACUUCACAUAACAUGAUUCCACUCCAAGGCCUUAAACUGGCUGAUAAUAUUCCUGUUAAAACCUCUGUGAUCAAUUUUGGCACAGAAAGCCCUGUUCUGCUGAAUUGAACAAUCACAUUGAUAAAAGCAGCAUUUGUUUAACUAAUCUAUUAGUUAUAUAUAAUACUUGAUAUAAAUGAUAUAAAAUCAAAC
Messenger RNA from Lingula anatina, 3708 nucleotides. RefSeq lists its product as uncharacterized. The record is from RefSeq and is a predicted model, not a curated record. Gene Ontology annotation, molecular function: ubiquitin protein ligase activity; protein binding. Gene Ontology annotation, biological process: protein monoubiquitination. NCBI's taxonomy places the organism in Eukaryota, Metazoa, Brachiopoda, Lingulata, Lingulida, Lingulidae.